AUGUUGAAUGAUCAAAGGGCUUUAACCACAACCAGUAGAGAAGAUGAUCAAAACUAUGAAGAUGAACAUAUCAGAGACAUCCAUGCCUUAACCCCACCUCAGCCUCGGUCGGUUCGCAAUCGAAGAGAGUCUUGGGAAACAAGUAGCCAUAUAUCAUCAAACUUAUCCAUGGCAAGCAUUGAAGGAACUACAAGUGAAAAUUUCACGAGUAUUAGUAGAGAAUUUAGUGCUCUAGUACUUGCAGGGUCGACGGUAGGGAACACUAGCAAUGAUGGUGAUGAUAACAACACUAACAACUUGGGGAGUAUUGGUGAAGAGGAAACAAACCCUUUGGCUAUAGUGCCGGACAAUAAUCCAUUGGACCCCGUGGCAUCCCCUAGACCUACCACGGACGGGGGCUCUUUGGUGAACGGAAAUCACAGUGAGGUUUCAGUGCAGAGAGUGAAGAAAGAGGAGGUCGAGUCGAAGAUAAAUGCUUGGCAGACAGCAAAAAUCGCGAAGAUCAACAAUCGUUUUAAGCGUGAGGACGCCAUAAUCAAUGGUUUGGAGGGUGAGCAAGUUCAGAAGAGCACUUCAUGGAUGAAGAAAGUUGAGAGGAAGCUUGAGGAGAAAAGAGCAAGAGCUAUGGAAAAGAUGCAGAAUGAGAUAGCAAAAGCACACAGAAAGGCAGAGGAGAGAAGAGCCUCAGCUGAGUCCAAGAGGGGAACCAAAGUGGCCAGGAUUCUUGAAGUUGCCAACUUGAUGAGAGCCAUUGGAAGAGCUCCUGCCAAGCGCUCCUUCUUCUAA
Messenger RNA from Ilex paraguariensis (yerba mate), 786 nucleotides. The record is from the annotation of a GenBank genome assembly. NCBI's taxonomy places the organism in Eukaryota, Viridiplantae, Streptophyta, Magnoliopsida, Aquifoliales, Aquifoliaceae.